UAAAUUCAUCAAAUGAUAUUCUAGAAUUGUCCAUGGUCAAGGAAUGGGGAAUCCCUUAAUACCAGAUGUGUUGAUCUGCUAUUGGUUGAUCGGCGCUAUAAAUAUCCCGGGGGUGUUUCCCGAAGAUUAUUUGCAAUUAAGAUUUAUUACUUAAUCAACAGUAGUUAACAAUAAUAGUAUAAUUAAAUAGAAAUUAGUAUAAAUUAAAUAAAAUGGGACAAUCAAAUCAACCCCAAGAGAGAGCAGUUGUAACUGAAGAAUAUGGAACUGCAGCACAGCCAAAUUUAUAUCAAUCACCUAGAGAUCAAGUUGAUGGGAGUAGGUCCAUUGAUGAACUCAGGAGGGUCUAUAAAACAUACCCUAAGGAUGAUGAUGUACAUGAGUAUUACUUGGAAUUACGUAAUGAUGUGAAUGAUUUGUUUGAUAAACAUCUUCAUGGAGCUAAUGCAAGGGAAAAAUCCUAUGAAAUCUUGGACCUUGUACGUAGGGGAUACAACACUGUCAAAAAGUUGAUGACGUAUACUCGUCAUACACAAGUACAGGUCCGAUUGUGCUUAGCCGCUUUAGUUAGAGGACGAUACUAAACAUUCUCUUAAUGACAAAGUCUAUCAGAGUCUAUCUAAGUCUAAAAACACUGAAUGACCCUGGGCAUAGUUCGGGGUGUAUCUAAUCCAUUCGCAAUAUGACUUUAGCCUUACCAUGAUAUUUGCAAUUUCAAAGAUAUAUACUUUAAAUAAAUAUUCUGGUGUUUGCAUUUUUAAAAAUAAAGAAUGUAAAUAAUAUUUUAAAGUGAACCAUGAGUGGAAAAUAUUUUUUCACGUUC
This is a messenger RNA of Owenia fusiformis, 823 nucleotides long. Lineage: Eukaryota; Metazoa; Annelida; Polychaeta; Sabellida; Oweniidae. The record is from the annotation of a GenBank genome assembly.